Molecule: messenger RNA, 855 nt
Organism: Closterium sp. Naga37s-1
Lineage: Eukaryota; Viridiplantae; Streptophyta; Zygnematophyceae; Desmidiales; Closteriaceae
Source: the annotation of a GenBank genome assembly
AUGACCGGAUUCAAGCUCCUCAAGCGGGUUUUCGCUGCCAUGACGGACGACGAUGACCAGGGGGUCACACUGCAUCAUGAUGGGCCUGCUGAUGAUAGUGAUAGCGAAAACGGGGUGAACCUGGACGACAUGCUCGGGUACAUGCAGCAUCUGAAACAGCAAGGGGUGAAGCUCGGCAAGAAGAAAAAGAAGAAGCAGGCUCGUAUGAAAGAUCUCUUGGCGCAGGGCGACGACACUGCUGGGCCUUCGAACUCACCUACUAAUGAUGAAGUCGCUCCUGCUUCUGCGGCGGAACCUACGCCUGCUACUAUGACCGCCGUAGCACCUACCGCCGUAAUCGAUCGUGCCGCCCCAACCGUUCCCUCGCCUCUCACUGCGAGUGCCAGUACUGCUGCCGUAGCAACGACUGCCGUUUCCACUGCUGGACCCGCGAGUACGGAUCCUACCCCUGCCGUUACCAACCCGGUGGCCGUCUCGGCUCCAACGGUUGUCCUCGCAGUGGACGAGGCUACCGCGAAUGCUGACGCUUCCGCCGUUACCGCCUCAGCUGCUGAUGACGCAACACGCGGAUCGACUGCCGGCCAAGUGAUUGCCUCAUCGUUGGGGAUUGCCAUCCCAGUGAACCACCGCACCAUUGUGCCGGCCGAGCAAGCAGUAGCACAAGAGACCUUCCGUCUGCAAGGACAGCUCGACGACCUGCGAACAACGCUGAGGCGCACGCAGGAGCGCGAGAGAGAGUUGUCGAACCUUCUCUCGGAGCGGGACGCCGAGCUGGCAGCGCUCAACCAGCGGUGCGCUGAGGCCAUCCGGUUGAACGAGCAGCUCCUGCAGGACCUGCCCCGUAAGGCCCCGUAA